Erpetoichthys calabaricus (reedfish) is the source of this 1002-nucleotide messenger RNA. Its product is annotated as E3 ubiquitin-protein ligase TRIM47-like. The coding region runs from base 28 to 819 and encodes 263 amino acids. Lineage: Eukaryota; Metazoa; Chordata; Cladistia; Polypteriformes; Polypteridae. The record is from RefSeq and is a predicted model, not a curated record. Gene Ontology annotation, molecular function: zinc ion binding. The transcript has 2 exons.
CUCUGCUGGCCUCUCCUCAGACUGACGAUGGCUGAAGCCCAGCUGUUUGUAUCACAGGACGAGUUCUCCUGCACGGUGUGUUUGGACACCCUGACUGACCCUGUGUCACUGCACUGUGGUCACAGUUUUUGUCUGAAGUGCUUAACCAACUACUGGGAUCAGAGCCAAGUGUGCAGCUGUCCUCAGUGCAGACACACCUUCAUGCUGAGGCCUGAACUGAAGAGAAACACUCUGCUGAAUGAAGUCAUCAAGAAAUUAACGAAGACGACAAUCAGUCCUCCUCCUGCUCCUCCAUCUCAGAAUUAUGCCGGGCUUGGAGACGUGCAGUGUGAUGCCUGUACUGGGAAGAAGUUCAGAGCAGUGAAGUCCUGUCUAACCUGCAUGGCCUCCUACUGUCAGACUCACCUACAGCCUCACCUUGAAGGAGACGCCCUGAAGCACCACAAGCUGAUUGAUCCUGAUGGGAAUAUGAAGGAGAAAUUCUGUGAGAAACAUCAUAAAAGUCUGGAGAUGUUCUGUAAAACUGAUGAUUUGUGUAUCUGCAUGAUGUGUGUGGUGACUGGACAUAAAAAUCAUGAAAUGGUUGAGCUGGAAAUGGAAAGAGAAGAAAAACAGAAACAGACACUGAGUGACAUCAAGAGGAGACUUGAGGAGAGAGAGAAGACACUGAAGGAGACAAGGAGGACGAUGGAGGAGAUGAAGGUGAGUAGAAUAGGAAGACAACACUUCAUAUCAAAGAGAGGAGAAAUAAAUGAGAACUUGAAGAGCAGCAGAGCUUCAUUGGUGAUGAUGAUUUGGGACACGAGAAGGCAGAGUUAGAGAAGAUGUUUUGUGGUGUCCUUCAUGGCCUUUCACUGUUGACAGAAUCCCAUGUGUUAUUCAGUGGAGAUUCAGACAGCAUCACCCUAAAGUCCUCUGAUACUCCAUCCACUGCUUUUUCCCGCCACCCAUUUACAUACCGUUGGCUCCUCCCCCUACAGUCUGUUGGGCUCUCCAAGCGAG